Messenger RNA from Acanthocheilonema viteae, 163 nucleotides. The record is from the annotation of a GenBank genome assembly. NCBI's taxonomy places the organism in Eukaryota, Metazoa, Nematoda, Chromadorea, Rhabditida, Onchocercidae.
AUGUCAUCAAUAUUCAAACAGGAUAACCAUUGUUCAACUUAUUGUCGCUCUAAUCAAACUACCGCUAUUGUUGUUAUUGUUAUUGUUGUCGUUGUUGUUGUUGUUGUUGUUAUUGUUAUUGUUAUUGUUGUUGCUGCUAUUACUGGUACCAUUACUACUAAUG